AGUCGGUUCUAUAUUUCUUGCUGCGACCAUCCCUCACUCCUGCUAUGACAGCAUAGCAGUACAACCUGACUUAUUUUUAUAAGUACUAAUUGGGUAGACAGCAACCCUAUUAGGAUGCACAUCUCCUCGGGAAAUCGAUUUCUUGAUCUGCGGAGACUGGUGCGAGUGUGCGCGAGCGCGCAUUGUGUGAAGGGCGGGUGGAGCGCGAGACACACAUCCCGCGGGUGGAAGCGCCUUUUCCUCACAGAAAUCGAACAAGUGAGAAACUGUUGCUUCUUGACAGUAUCUUAACAAAAAUAUUGCCAUCUUGGACUUUUAAACAGUAAUCUGGUUACUAAAGAAUUUUUGCAGGCACCAGUAGGCUAGUAGCUUAAUGAUCGCCAAAGAUAUGAAGUAGGUGUUUAAAGUGAACUGUCUUGAAGAAGCAGAAAAGGUUGCAAAGAAGCGACAAAAGAAGAAGAUAAGAAAUAUUUCAAGCGGACAACAGUCAGGGCAGAGUGUCUGUUAAAGAAAAACCCGAAGGCGCGAGAUUCUCUGACAUAUGCUGAGCUGUUCACGCACGCGAGAGGAGCUGCGGUGUCGUGCGGGGUUACUCGUCAAUUUUCAUAAUCUCUGGGAACUUGUAAGUGAGAAACAUGUCAAGAUGCUGGUUGAUCUUGGAACCUGAAUGUUAUUCAGCUGAAGUUUGAUGAAGACCAGCGGGGACUGAAAAUCACUCAGAGUGCUGUGAGCCUGAUUUACAGUAAAAUUAUAUCUUACCAUCCAUUUCAGGCUUACAGGAUGAUUACAAGAGAAGAACUUAAACUUCUGCAUUUGAAGGUUUAAGACAGUCACAAAAAGUCUAAAUAAUAUACAGCGUGGAUCGUUUUUGAUCAAUCUGAAUCACAAUCACAGCUUUCUUCUGUGAGAGGAGGGGCAGAGUUUGUUUAAAUGCUGCAGUGGACAUGGACUUUUCUGGGAAUUCUCCAGAACGCUUCUUGAACUUCUCAUGGAAAAAUAAGCCACACCGUUGUCACUCCACCAAUCUAUGAGGAGAUGCCACUGCAAUACAGCACCCCCUGAGAAAUACACCUCCACAUCACCUGAUAGAAUCUCCAUCCACGGACGAACAUUUGGAGACACCAAAUCCCCCAUGUUGCUUAUAUCAGACAAGUAAUAUAUAUUCAUAUGACAAUAUAAAACCACUGGAUCAUCUAGAAUUGCUGUUUAAAUGGAGCAAUAACCGGGUCCGGUGUGUGUCACUCAGAAGAGUGGUUAGUGUGCUUAUGAUUAUGAUUUUGAAGUAGUAAUUGAGAGCAGAAGGGGAAAAUAGCAGAAAUUGAAACUUUUAAAAGGAAAUGAACACAAACGUUCUUUAAGACUUUGUUCCAUAUAGGAUAUUUGAUUUGUUUGUUGCCGAAGGUGGAUUUUUCAUAUAGAAAAACUAUUUCUUUUAGCUCAUUUCUCAGACACAAGCCACUUUUCAUCGUAUCUUACUCCCUCGUUAACUUUUCUAUCUCACCCUAGUGCUUUUUCCUUCCCAGAGUUCAUUCUGGCCGGGCCUGUUUCUUCUAAAGGGGAAGAGGACUUCCUCUCUAUCGCUGCCUCGCACCUCAGCCGCAGGAAGCGCGUAAUUGGCGCGGCAGUGGGCGUGGCCAUGGUGCUUGUGCUACUAGUCGCUAUUCCGCUGUUGGUCCACAGCACCAAAUUGGGUGGGUCUGCAGGUGGAGGAACGCAUUAUGAGAUGCUUGGAAGCUGCAAAAUGGUCUGUGACUCUCUAACGCCCACCAAUGAACUAACACCUGUUUCGCCUCCACCUCACGACACCCCUGGACGCAGAGGGGGAGGCAAGUCAGGUUUUCGCGGAAACCAAGGGCCACCAGGCCCACGUGGGCCACCUGGAGAACCAGGAAAACCAGGUCCGCCUGGACCUCCGGGUCCAGGCCCAGGAGGAUACAUCCCAUCGUUUUACAGCCCCAAAAUUGCCUUUUAUGCUGGUCUGCGCAAGCAACACGAGGGGAGUGAGAUACUUAAGUUUGAUGAUGUGGUAACAAAUGUUGGGAAUUAUUAUGAGCCUACCACUGGCAAGUUCACCUGCCCUCUUCCUGGAAUCUACUUCUUCACCUAUCAUGUGCUCAUGAGGGGCGGAGAUGGAACUAGUAUGUGGGCCGACCUCAAGAAGAAUGGACAGGUGAGGGCCAGUGCGAUCGCUCAGGACGCAGAUCAGAAUUAUGACUACGCCUCUAACAGUGUGAUCCUGCAUUUAGACGUGGGCGAUGAGGUCUGCGUGCAGUUGGAUGGUGGAAAAGUGCAUGGAGGAAACACCAACAAAUACAGCACAUUCAGUGGCUUUCUCAUCUACCCUGACUAACAAAUACACAAACAUGCAAAAAUAUUUAACACCAUCAAAUCAGACUGACUGAUAGACAACAACAUCUGAUUCAAGCGAUACAACAUGUGAUAUAACUUCAAGAGCAAACACUGUAAAAUUAACUUCAAAACUGAGAGUAUACUUUCUGAUUAUAGUGACAAAGUCAACAGCAGUGACAACCCGUUUUACUUACUUAAUAUCAUAUGAUAUGUAAUUCAAAGUGAAACAGAAUGUUCAAAGAGAAAAAAGUAUGCUGGGACUUGAUUUUAUCUACUGGCAAUUGAUUGGAUUGUAAAAAGUGGUCUUUCUAUGACAGAUAUGUAAUGUAAAUUUUGUCUUCUUCCAUAAAAUAUUUUAAACAUAAGCCUCAAUAAAUUUGAUUUAAAGUGGAAAAAAUCUUCCAUGGUAUUAUGACUACAAACAUACUCUGAAAACAAAUCUUUCAGCUGAACAGAUUAAUUUAUCACAAUAACACCAUGAAUGUGUAUUAAGAAAGUAAAGAGGGUUAUUUCAGGGUAAUUUGAUUUCAUGUUGACUUUAAUCAAGUUGUAGACACUUUGUAUUGAGUUUGCUAUCAGUCAUCUUGGUCUGGUCAUGGUGUAUUUGCUACUUUUAAGACAAUUAACUUGAAAAGUGUAGUCAGGGUCUUAUUUUUGGAUUUUAACUCACCAAUGAUGAAGAGAAUGUUUUUUUUCUGUUGAUAUUUUUAAUUGAUUAUUUUUCAUUUUAAAAUUACAGUGUCUGGCACUGUUACACUGUUGGUAUGUUGUGUGCAAAGCUCAUCCUAAAAAGAGAGGCUAAAAAGAAAACUACCUUUAAGGAUUACCCAGAAUUAUCUUGUUACAUUUUACUAGAUCACCAUUCUCCCCCUGCAUCAUGUGUAUGUGUGUGCAUAACUGGUAAAGGAUGUAUGCAUUUCAUGGCAUGAAAUCUGUAUGUUUUAACCUCUAUGUCUACUAAGUAUGUACACAGUGUUUAUACUGGAGGAACUUUGAGAAUAUUGUGAAAUUAUAAAUGAUAGUUAUAUGGUAAUGAUAAUCAAUCUUUCUUUGUUUAAUGCCACAAACAUCCUGUAGGAUUGGUUAGUGGACUAAAGAUUUAAAAGUGACCUGAUCCAUCUGAAAUCUGAAAACAUCCCAUUUCUGUGUGUGUGUGUGUGUGUGUGUGUGUGUGUGUGUGUGUGUGUGUGUGUGUGUGUAUGUGUGUAUGUGUGUGUGCAUGUAUCAGCAAUGUAUGUGAUUCACAUAUGUGUCCAUAUCAAUAUAAAGUGCAAGAAAAUUUGCUUCUAAAUAUUUGACUUGUAGAUUGAUUGCUGUUGUAAAGCCUUGCAGUUGUGUAAUUAAUCAUUAUUAUAGAGUUUUAUUCUGGCAUGUUAAAGACUACAUGCUGUAAAUAAAAAUAAAUAAAUAAAACAC
Molecule: messenger RNA, 3765 nt
Organism: Cyprinus carpio (common carp)
Lineage: Eukaryota; Metazoa; Chordata; Actinopteri; Cypriniformes; Cyprinidae
Product: complement C1q-like protein 4
Exons: 3
Coding region: 1637-2350 (237 amino acids)
Molecular function (GO): protein binding
Source: RefSeq, a predicted model, not a curated record